This is a messenger RNA of Colletotrichum acutatum, 441 nucleotides long. RefSeq lists its product as uncharacterized. The record is from RefSeq and is a predicted model, not a curated record. Bases 1 to 441 code for a protein of 146 amino acids. The transcript is spliced from 3 exons. Lineage: Eukaryota; Fungi; Ascomycota; Sordariomycetes; Glomerellales; Glomerellaceae.
AUGAGAAGAGAGCUUACGUACGCCCUUGCAGCUUUUACAGCAACGACUGUGGCCUUGAGCACGGAGGUCAGGACCUUGUCGACCAAGACGGCUGACUGCUCUUUCACGUCCUCUUACGACAAUCUUCCAACAUUAACAACAAGCCAGAUUGGAACCUCUUCUGUCAACGGGCAAUCAAACACUAUGGGAGUCACAAUCUCAGCUUCUGACAACAUUGCAACAGUACCGGGGAUAACAUGGGUGCCGACUUCAGAUUCGGCAAUUCUAUUGGCAAGCCAAGGUCUUGCUUCAGAAGCUACUCAGACUGCUCGUGCUUCAUCAACUACAAAAAUCUCGUCUUCCGGAACUACAGUCGUACAGGUUCCUACAUCUGCCUCUGAGAAGUUCAUGCCUGUUUCCUGGCUGUCUGGAAUGUUGGCUGCCCUGGCUCUGAUCAUGUAG